Molecule: messenger RNA, 885 nt
Organism: Trypanosoma theileri
Lineage: Eukaryota; Euglenozoa; Kinetoplastea; Trypanosomatida; Trypanosomatidae
Exons: 1
Coding region: 1-885 (294 amino acids)
Molecular function (GO): DNA binding
Source: RefSeq, a predicted model, not a curated record
AUGGCCGAAGGAAGACAAGGUGAGUACUUGGCAGAUGAACAGACGCCGCCACCGGCCCUUCAAAUGCUGCAGAAACUGCAACUCUUUCGCACAACACUGGUUAACUUUAUUGAGUGGAAAAACAUUGAGGAAGUAGUUAGAGGAUGUUUUGUGCGAGUUCUUCUUGAAAUGCGUAGUGAAGAUGUAAGACGCGAUAACAGUGAUCACUACUACAUUGCAUGUGUAAAAGGAGCUAGACGUGGACCUAAAUAUUCUGGUUUCUCUGCAGAUAUGGCCAGUACAGAAUGGCAUAUAGUAAUUGAGUUACCACCAUGUUUCCGGGCAACACAGAAUGGUAAUGUCGUGCAGUUAAAUUCCAUAUCUAAUUCCCCUUUUAAACAAUCGGAAUAUCAACAAUGGAUUGAAAUGACUCGAGAGGCAGGGCAUCCUUUUAUAAGUUUACCGCAAUUACAGUUUCGAUUAGGCAUGUUAGAAGAACACAAACAACAAGCGCUCGCACCAGAGCCAAGGCGUAGACGUCAUGGGGAAGAUCCACAAACAGCAGAAAGACGUGAACAGGCACUUAAUGCACUUCGGGAAAAAAUUAAAGCUGAGGUACUCAAUACACAUGUUCAAAUGCCAACCAUUGCGGAACUACAACAACGACCACUCGAACAAUUACAAGAAAUUGAACGUGAAAUGCUUGAAUUGAUUAGCCGAGUACGAAUGACUAUUAAUGAACGUUCAAAGUGUAUGAUUUGUCACCGACGUCUUUGUACGGUCAUUUGUUAUCCAUGCAAACACCAGGUAUUAUGUAAAGACUGCGCUGAACACAUCCACGGCCAAUGUCCUGUGCAGAAUUGCAAUAUUCCGGUUCAGGCACAUUUUGAGGCGUAUACGUCGUAA